Messenger RNA from Camelus dromedarius (Arabian camel), 2146 nucleotides. RefSeq names its product progestin and adipoQ receptor family member 7 (gene PAQR7). Gene Ontology annotation, cellular component: plasma membrane. Gene Ontology annotation, biological process: response to steroid hormone. NCBI's taxonomy places the organism in Eukaryota, Metazoa, Chordata, Mammalia, Artiodactyla, Camelidae. The record is from RefSeq and is a predicted model, not a curated record. The transcript is spliced from 2 exons. Bases 70 to 1122 code for a protein of 350 amino acids. Gene Ontology annotation, molecular function: steroid binding; nuclear steroid receptor activity.
ACUGCCGGCUCACUGCCCAGACGUCGACGGCCUCUCGUAGCUCCGCAGCUCCCUGCCUGGGUCACAGCCAUGGCCACAAUGGUGGCCCAGAAGCUCAGCCACCUCCUAACCAGUUUGCGGCAGGACUACCAGAAGCCUCAGCCGUCUGUGCAGCCAGAGCCUGUAUUCACGGUGGACCGAGCCGAAGUACCACCCCUCUUCUGGAAGCCAUACAUCUAUGUGGGCUACCGGCCGCUGCAUCGGACCUGGCGCUUCUAUUUCCGCACGCUUUUCCAGCAGCACAAUGAGGCGGUGAACGUCUGGACCCACCUGCUGGCGGCCCUGGUGCUGCUGCUGCGGCUGGCCGUCUUUGUGGGGACUGUGGACUUCUGGGGAGACCCGCACGCCCUGCCUCUCUUUAUCAUUGUCCUCGCCUCCUUCACCUACCUCUCCCUCAGUGCCUUGGCUCACCUCCUGCAGGCCAAGUCCGAGUUCUGGCAUUAUAGCUUCUUCUUCCUGGACUAUGUGGGUGUGGCUGUGUACCAGUUUGGCAGCGCCCUGGCACACUUUUACUAUGCCAUUGAGCCCACCUGGCAUGCCCAAGUGCAGGCCAUUUUCUUGCCCAUGGCCGCCUUUCUUGCCUGGCUUUCCUGCACUGGCUCCUGCUAUAACAAGUACAUCCAGAAGCCCGGCCUGUUGGGCCGCACUUGCCAGGAGGUGCCCUCGGCACUGGCCUACGCGUUGGACAUCAGCCCUGUGGCGCACCGCAUCCUCAUGUCCCCUAACCCUGCCGUGGACGACCCAGCUCUUCUCUACCACAAAUGCCAGGUGGUCUUUUUUCUGCUAGCUGCUGCUUUCUUCUCGGCCUUCAUGCCUGAGCGCUGGUUCCCUGGCAGCUGCCACGUCUUUGGGCAGGGCCAUCAGCUCUUCCAUGUCUUCUUGGUUCUGUGCACACUGGCUCAGCUGGAGGCUGUGGCACUGGACUACGAGGCCCGGCGACCCAUCUAUGAGCCUCUGCACACCCGCUGGCCCCACAACUUCUCUGGCCUCUUUUUGCUCACCGUAGGCAGCAGCAUCCUCACCGCGUUCCUCCUGAGCCAGCUGGUACGGCGCAAACUCGAUCUGGAUCAGAAGACUCAGUGAAGGCUGGUGGCAGCUGGUAGGGAGGGAGGUAGAGUGGGGGCCAGGGUCCGGGCUUGGCUCCAGAUGGGAAUGAAGCCUGGUAAAGUUGUUUGUGUCUAGCCUGUGGUGACUCUCUGUGCAUGCCUCAGCUGCCAAAGGUGGCACUGGCCAGUCCUUGGAUUUGAGUAUUGGCUGGAGCCGCUGGGGUGCACUUCUGGGCCUGCUCCAGCUCCCUGCCCUGAGAGAGAGAAAGAGAAAGAUGUGGGCUACUCUGGUUUGCCUCCCCUCAUUGCCUCUCACUAGGGGUGAGAAUGGGAGAUUGGCUGGGGCCAAGACCUUGGUUUGGGGCUUCCAGAUUAUUUGGGAGGGGGUGAAGCUGGGAUUUAGGUCAGAGUCAGAUCUGAGCUGAGAGACAGGGGAAGCAUCAGCAACCCCCCUCUACCCACAUGUCACUGGUGCAUAGGGAAAGGACAGACCCCAAAUGUGUGCAGAACCUUACUGUUCCUUGAACCCCAGCCUGGAGUUUUGGAGCUCCAGAGAGCCCCCGCCAAGGUAGAAGAUUGUGCCAGAUAGAAAUGGAUCCCACCCAGUGCCCCAUACUUCUUCAGUCACUGUCCCAGAUGGUGAGCCCCAACCCUCCUAGCUCUGGCUUCUAUGUCCCACACAUUCUGUUCCCAGUGUCUUUCCUCAUUCCCUUGUUCACAUUCAGUGUGUAUCCAUUCAAUGUGUCUUGCGCCUCUGCUCAGAGGCAGAUCAUUGACUGGGCCCUGUGGAUCAAUGCAGGAUGGUAAAGGCUUUAAUAUCGGAAUGAACUCAGGAAGCACUGAGGAGGGAAUAAUUAGCACUACUUGGGACCCUUAGGGUCUUGGGUUGCCAAGGGUGAAUAGGAGUUUGCAGAUGGAGAAGAGGAGGGGCAUUCCAGGCAGAGGGAAAAACCUGUCCAAAGGCUAAGAGGUAUGGAAGGAGGAUUUUACUGGGGCUGGAGUUAGGGGUGAUAUGGACUCUGAUAUAUCCUGGAUGUAAUAAAGUAACUGUGAUAACAGCU